GUUUCCUGAAACCUUCCUCACACUCAAAAUAAUUUUGUAUUUCUUAAACAAUAAAUUUGUGAAAUUGGUGUUUUAAGUGUUACGAAUUUGUGGAUUUUUGAAUCUAUUUGGAUUCUCAAAAGCCAUGGACUUCCGAAGUAGAAGGAUUCAGUUUCUCCUCUUUGCUAUUGGAUUACUCGCUCUUAGUAUGACAGCUGAGAAAUGUCGGGAACUUGUUGGACAAGAAGCUGCAUCAAAGAGUGGAGAGUUUACAUUUUUGAACUGCUUUGAUAUGAGUUCAGGAACUUUAUCUUGUGCGGUUAAAGAAGGUGUGAAGCUUUAUUUCUACAAUAUAAGAUCUAUUCACGUCGAGAAAGCCCGGAACAUAGCAAUUGAGAAAGCCUUGCAUGAGACAUUGGCAAGUGGCUUGCCUCCUAAUGAAGCAGCCAAAGAGGUGCAGAGAGCGGGUGAAAAAGCGGCUAAAAUUGCCACCAGGCAAGCGAAACGGAUCAUAGGACCAAUAGUAGCAGCCGGGUGGGAUUUCUUUGAAGCGCUUUACUUUGGAGGUACUUUAACUGAAGGGUUCUUGCGCGGUUCUGGAACUAUGGUUGGUGCUUACUCAGGAGGGUAUGUGGGUGAGCAAAGAUUUGGUAGAUUUGGUUAUCUUGUGGGAAGUACAUUGGGGAAUUGGGUUGGCGGACGGGUCGGACUGAUGGUUUAUGAUGUUGUGAAUGGGGUAAACUUCGUCUAUGUGACUUAUCAAUCUGGAGAAGCUUAUGAGAACCAGUCUACUACAUAUGAAACUUCUGAGGACCAGUCUACUACAUAUGAAACUUCCGAGGAUCAGUCUACUACAUAUGAAACUUCUGUGGACCAGUCUACUACAUAUGAAACUCCAAGUUAUGAGCUCUAGAUGCUGCCAAUGUUGGAUUGUGGAUUGAAAAUGACCUAAGAAACUUUUGAAGACAAGUCGAAAGGAAUUGGAAGAUUUUGGAAUAUUUAUUUCCUAUACAUUUGACAUAGUUGUAUAGACUAAAAAGUGUUUCCACUGGAUCAAUUUGUUAUGGAUGUUCAAAAUACUUAAGUUACACUUGAUUCAUUGUGCAAAUUGGUUGUUUCAAAUUA
This is a messenger RNA of Capsella rubella, 1104 nucleotides long. RefSeq lists its product as uncharacterized. Lineage: Eukaryota; Viridiplantae; Streptophyta; Magnoliopsida; Brassicales; Brassicaceae. The transcript is spliced from 2 exons. Bases 125 to 892 code for a protein of 255 amino acids. The record is from RefSeq and is a predicted model, not a curated record.